AUGAUUAGUCGAAAAGUAUUAGUAGCUGCCGUGGCUAUAGUAUUUAAUGUUGUGCAAUUAUAUGCAUCGAUAGAAGGAAAUGAUAGCAAUAAUAUAGAAGAAGCACAUAUUCCUAAGAAUUUUUCAAAUGUUGAUCGUGCAGGACGAACGCUAGGAAAGGAAUGUGAAGCAUUAAGCGCUAAGUGUCUUAAAAUACGAGUCUUAUCAUAUAUAGAAGACUUGAGCUCUCGCGAUGAGCUACAUCUUCUACCAGGACUUAGUAUCGUUAAAGAGAGUAAUGGAAAUGAUACUAGUCCUGAAGAAAUCGCUGCAGAAAUUGCAAGACAAAACCCUGGAAAACCUGAAGAGAAACUGAAUAGGUUUCUAUUGUAUCGGUUGCAAAAUUAUUUAGAUAAUCAUUCUUUGAGGUAUAGACUCUUGGAUCCGAAGACCACUAAAGAUGCUCUGGAUAUGGCUAAGGGUGAUACCGAAGCUAUGGGCAGGAAGAGUGGUGGUGGAGGAGGCCUUGGUGGGAAAGGAGGGGGCGGGAGUGCAUUAUUGGCUGCAGCUUUAAUGAUGAAAGGAACCCUUGCUGCAGCAGCUCUUGGUGCUCUGGCACUGUUGGCGGGCAAAGCUUUGAUGACAGCGCUGAUGUCGCUACUUCUGUCAGCAUUAGUGGGACUAAAAGGAGGAGGUGGGGGGAAAUCGACAACGUACGAGAUCAUCACCAAGCCCGAAGUAUCUCAUCAUCAUUCCCACAGCCAUGAGGAGCAUCAUGAGCAUGAACAUGGACACGGAGGAUACAGGAGAGCUUAUGACCCAAACUACAACAGCUACAUGCCAUAUGAUACCACAAACUAA
This is a messenger RNA of Leptidea sinapis, 840 nucleotides long. RefSeq lists its product as uncharacterized. The record is from RefSeq and is a predicted model, not a curated record. The transcript has 2 exons. Bases 1 to 840 code for a protein of 279 amino acids. NCBI's taxonomy places the organism in Eukaryota, Metazoa, Arthropoda, Insecta, Lepidoptera, Pieridae.